GGUAUCGAGUAUCGAGUACUCAUGGCUGUCACUUGCAUUGUCAUACAUGCCGCAGCCUACUUCACGUCGCUGAAUAUAUUGGGAGUGACUAAGUCUAAUGUGCAAAGUGUGAGAGCAAAAUACACGGAUAAAGAAAAACGCAUUAAGAAACGGCGGCGCGUAAGGAUUAUUGGAUUUUACAUUUACACAGACACACACGCGAGUAUCCCAAUCAGUAGGAGCAGGAGGAACAAGUCAUUUAAACACACAACAAAAUGGGUGCAAGGGAAGACGAAUACGAUUAUCUUUUCAAAGUUGUCCUGAUCGGUGACUCUGGCGUAGGCAAAAGUAAUUUGCUGUCGCGCUUUACGCGUAAUGAAUUCAAUUUGGAGUCCAAAUCAACAAUUGGUGUCGAAUUCGCCACACGAAGCAUAGAGGUGGAUGGUAAAACAAUUAAGGCGCAAAUUUGGGAUACAGCCGGUCAGGAGCGCUAUCGAGCGAUCACUUCUGCAUAUUAUCGUGGUGCUGUUGGGGCUCUGCUCGUUUACGAUAUUGCCAAGCAUUUGACAUACGAGAAUGUUGAGCGAUGGCUGCGAGAGCUCCGCGAUCAUGCCGACCAGAAUAUUGUAAUAAUGUUGGUGGGCAACAAAUCUGAUUUGCGACACUUGCGCUCGGUGCCGACGGAUGAAGCAAAACUGUUUGCGGAGCGCAAUGGCUUAAGUUUCAUAGAAACAUCGGCCUUGGACUCGACGAACGUUGAAACCGCAUUCCAAAAUAUACUCACAGAGAUCUAUCGCAUUGUGUCGCAGAAACAAAUUAGAGAUCCUCCUGAAGGUGAUGUUAUUCGUCCCUCAAAUGUGGAGCCCAUCGAUGUAAAGCCCACUGUUACAGCCGAUGUUCGCAAACAGUGUUGUCAGUGACCGCCCCAACGAUUCACUGCGACAGGAGUAGCAACUGCCGCCUGUAACAGCCAGAACAGCAAUAGCAAGAGCAAGAGCAACAACAAUUACAACUAUAACAACGGCAUAAGAUGUUAUUUUUUGAACCACAGCCACAAGCAGUUUGUCAUAUAUGCAUAAAAAAUAUACCAACAACAAAAGCAAAACAACAAUCGCAACAUCAACAUCCGGCUGUAGUUAACAGCAGUUUAAACUGAAGUUUUAAUAUAUAUCGCAUAAAGCAUCGAUAACUUCGAGGUCUGAUGAAAAAAGUUACAAAAGCAUAAAGGGAAACACUAAAACACUCCAAAUUCAGUUUAAGCUGUAGCUGUAACUAUAAUUUAUAUAAAUAUACAUAAAUGCUAAUAUUAAAUAUAUUAAUAUUAUUAAUUUUCACAACUUAAAUAUAUAGUUGUAUUUAAAAAAAAAAAAAAAAAAAAGGAAAUUAAACAACUACAACAUUGCUAUGUAAGUUCCAUUAGAUGUCGUAUUGUUUUUCCAGCAAAAUUAGGCAAACUUAACAUAUACAAUGAAUACACUUUUGACCUGGCUCUUAUUCAUUAUAGUCUAUUUAUCAUUAAUGUUUCAAAUUUCCCUUACGUCAACCGAUUUCUCUCCAUUGUAGUUGCUUGCGUCGUUACAAACCCUUUUUUAUUGGUUAAUGUAAUACCUUUUUUACGUAUGAAAUAAAAUUGAAACAUAAAUCUAAAAUAUUAUGGUUAGUUUUAACAUUAAAGCGCAUAAAUGCAGAAACUUUGAAAAUUCAAUUUUAAAUUGACCCCAGGAAUUCGUUAAUAGCUAGCUGAUAAAAUAAACAGUAAUGAAACUUUAAAUACACAAACAAACAGAUAUGUUGGUAAAUAUUUAUAAUUUAAAUAAAUCAAGUUUACGCUUGUAUAUCAACUGUU
Messenger RNA from Drosophila mojavensis, 1825 nucleotides. RefSeq names its product ras-related protein Rab-11A (gene Rab11). The transcript is spliced from 5 exons. Lineage: Eukaryota; Metazoa; Arthropoda; Insecta; Diptera; Drosophilidae. The record is from RefSeq and is a predicted model, not a curated record. Gene Ontology annotation, cellular component: recycling endosome. Gene Ontology annotation, molecular function: GTPase activity; GTP binding. Gene Ontology annotation, biological process: exocytosis. Bases 255 to 899 code for a protein of 214 amino acids.